CACUAUUUAAUUAUAGUAGAUGUGGCUUAUAAAAACACACAUUCAUGGAUAUGUUUUCUUUCUAAAAGAUUUACAAAUUAUUUGUAACGCUCACCCCCGUGAUCGGAGUAAAUGGUACGUUCCAGGAAGUCCCGUGCAAUGUGCAAUCUGCUGCUAUUGUUGCCGCGUAGUGAAAUUUAUAAUUUCAAACAAGUACAAAUACUGAAGGGAAACGACAAGCGAUUAUUUGAAACAUGACAACUUGUUACAGCUAUUAAAGCCGUGUUUAGUGUACGGUAGCAGCUAAAUAACGGUACCUGGUCCGCCUGUUGGUAAGCUACCAUGCCAGACUGGGUCAGUCUGUGUGUAGUCGUUAGCCUCCUAAGUCUUCUAACACUGGCCAGUUACAUUUUGUAUUCGGGACUCCUUUCAGAGAUCGCUGUCCUAACUGGACGCCCACCCAUAAAAAAGAUUACAUUCGCCUACAAAUUCAAACAAGGACCUUACAGAAACAGCGGUCAACUUUUUAAGGAGUCUAACUAUAUUGGCCCAGGACUUGCAGAGAUUGGAGUAUUUUAUGAUGACCCUAAAAAGGUGCCUGGAUCACUUUGCCGCUACGCUGUCGGCAGCAUUCUCAGCGAAGGGGAAAACAAGGCAGACGAGGAGCUCCUGAAGCGCUAUGAGGCGUCUGGCUUUAACGUCUACUCCUUUCCCGAAGUCACACAUGCGGUCACUACCUCGUUUCCCUACAAGACCUUUUUCUCCAUCCUCCUGAGUGUAAAGCGAGUCUACCCACAGCUAGAGCACUACAUCAAGGAACGGAGGCUGUGCGCGCACCCAUUCCUUGAAGUCUACAGAGGAGGUCACAUCCACUUCAUGGUCCCCUUGGCACGGCAGGGAGAUUUUUAUGUGCCUGAAGUCCGGCAGAUAGAGAGGAGGCUGUCAGAACAAGAGGAAUCUCACAGUGACACGGACGUCUCAGGUGCAGACUCCAACAGCGAGUACAGCUCGGAGAGUGGGGUUCUCCUGUCAGACAGCAGAGAGACGUCACUGGCGGCGUCCUCGGUCCGCUCCGAGCCCAUCCGCGAUCAAGGGAAUAGAGACUACAGAGGCUCCGGGGGAAAUUCGAUUAAAAGGCCGGACUGGGAGCAGACUGAUGGACAGCAGGAAGAGAGAGAUGAGCAGCUUCAUGAAGACUCCAACCAGAAGAGCCAGGAGGUUCCCACUCAAGCCUGGUGGGGUGUUGUUGGAGAGGAAUAAAAGUUCACUGAGCCAUAUUAGUUGUGGAUAAGAGUUUAAAGGUUGGGAACUGCUGAUUGUAAAAUGUUUUAGUAUGUGUUCAUGCCCAAAUGCAUAAUAGAUAACCGGCGAGGCUUUAUAUUUUUAUUACUGCUGAGAAGUUUCAUGAAACACCAAAAGGUUAUUGAUAAAUAGAUUGAUAUUUACAAAUUUAUAAAUCAUUUUUAAAAAUUUGCUGCUCAUUCUGGACUAAACUGUGCGUUUGUUAGGGUUAUUGAUCAAUGCACAUUUGGUUCUCUUGCAAGAAUCUACUGCAGGUGUAUUGUAUCGGCAUUUGUUGAUAAAACGAACAAUGUAGAAUUUCAAGAGGCUUUUGUUCUUUUAAUCACAAAGUGAAAGUGUAUUACUGCUAAAUGACAGUUUGGGUACUUGAAUGUGAAGAUGUUCAGGUAAGCUUCAGGUCAUUUUUUGAAACGUUUUUUUGCAGACUUGAAUACCCUCCACUUUUAAUAUUUAAUCCUUUCAGCUGAAAGAGAAAAACGCUGUUUGAUCAUCUUUAUGUUGCUGUACUGGGGGGGACUAAGUAAAACAAAAUGAAGUACUGUGAAAAACAUAUAGGUACUUUGGAAAAACACUGAGAAGAUGCCUCGUUACCUUCAGAAAGAAUCUAUUCAUUCUCGUUAGUAGAGAGUCGAGAGAAACAAUUGGAAGUGUUUUCAUAAUUUUUAAGUGCUAAUGCUAAUCGGAUUAUUGAAAGCUUACACCGCCCCUCUUAAUCCUAAACAAAGUUCCUUUUGACUGCCAGUUCUGAGUGACCUGGUUGCGUGAUGAGUGGAAAUCCAGAAUAGGAUCUGACACCAAUCUAGAAGAUAGAAAAUAAUGAGUAAAUUACAUUUGUGAAACAUCUUACAGUAAGUGCCUAAACAUUUGCACGGUGCUGUAUCUGCAGGGAAUUCUGUUCAUUUCAAAUGUAUUUAGUGACUUGUUUACAAAUUCCAAUCAAUACAGCGUUUCUUUCUCCAGACCUCACGGAGAGUCAGUACAUUUUACUUUCUCAUGUUUCAGUGAAUAUAUUUGAACCGUAUGUCUUUGUGUGAAUUUUAAAUACACUUUUGUACCUUUAGUGUUGACGUGUAUGUUUUAAUGUCCUGCCCUUUGAAAGAUAUACACUAUAAAGAUAGUGUGAAUGAAUGAAUGCGCAACGACCUUCUUCCUGUAGUCCUCAGAGCACCUCUUGAGAUUGAGGACAUGAUUACAGUGACUGUGCAGCCAAGAGUGGACUGAUCAUUCAUAUUAAUUUCACUCACUGACUCCAACGUAUAUUUACAGUCAAUACAUCUGGCGUCCUCAGAUGGUUCUCACAUAGUCAUUCACUGGUGUUUUCAGUUCAGCCGUCAAAUUCUCCCGUUUCACUUUCUCACUGCUUCUCCCAUCUGUUGUAUCUUUGCGCAGUCUAAUUUCUGUUUGUUAUGAAGUCAUCUUGUUCUUUUUCCCCUUUCCCUGUGAAAUAAAUAUGGCAGCUGCAGCCUGAAAGAC
Molecule: messenger RNA, 2754 nt
Organism: Mugil cephalus (flathead mullet)
Lineage: Eukaryota; Metazoa; Chordata; Actinopteri; Mugiliformes; Mugilidae
Product: testis-expressed protein 264 homolog
Exons: 4
Coding region: 322-1239 (305 amino acids)
Biological process (GO): reticulophagy; protein-DNA covalent cross-linking repair
Cellular component (GO): endoplasmic reticulum membrane; autophagosome membrane; replication fork
Source: RefSeq, a predicted model, not a curated record